Molecule: messenger RNA, 204 nt
Organism: Rhopilema esculentum
Lineage: Eukaryota; Metazoa; Cnidaria; Scyphozoa; Rhizostomeae; Rhizostomatidae
Source: the annotation of a RefSeq genome assembly
AUGCCUCAAUUAGAUGUUGUAACAUUUAUAAAUCAAUAUGUUUGAGUUAUAGGAUCCGUUUCUAGUAUUAUAAUAAUAUCUAUUAUAACUAUUUUACCUUCGAUCAAAAAAUUAAACGAAAUUAGACACAUUACAGGUGACGAGGUAGUAAGUUUUAAGAAAAAAAGGGAGUAUAGUACAUUUAAAAAAUUACUUAAUUAUUAA